This is a messenger RNA of Musa acuminata subsp. malaccensis (wild Malaysian banana), 1238 nucleotides long. Lineage: Eukaryota; Viridiplantae; Streptophyta; Magnoliopsida; Zingiberales; Musaceae. The record is from RefSeq and is a predicted model, not a curated record.
UUGGGAGAAGAAUCUGAAGCCUUUUGCGGGUUUCCUCGUUAUUUCGGAAGGAAGAACAAGAAGAAAAGAAGAUCUUGAGGGUUGUCUUGUCGAUCAUAGAUCGGGAAUUGUAGCAGAAGAGAAGAAUCCGAAGCUGUUUUCGAGGUGGGAAGGAAUGCCAGAGGCGAGACGAGCGACGACGGGCGACUUCACUGGAGGGUUUUGGAUCCGGAGAGCAGCUUACCCAGCGGCAAUGCCGGGUUCAAGACGAAGGCGAAUCCAGAGUUUGGUGGCUGCAAUCGACGACAAGGAGAACAUACACCCAUCACGGGCGGCGACAGCUCGACGCCGUCCCAGGAACAGGAAAAGUCCUCUGCCAAGUUGGUAUCCUCGGACGCCUCUCCGUGACAUCACCAUCAUCGUCAAUGCCUUGGAGAGAAGGAUGCGUGAGAGGGCCGCAAGAGCCAGGCAGAGGAACGCCAACCCUGAGGCGUCGCCUGUGACUGAUCCUGCGGUAGAUGAAAUGAAUGCUUCCGAACACACUCCAGUGGGUGAAGCCCUCCCAUCGGAUGUCUCUUCUGAUGCCUCCCCAAGCCCUGCUGCAUUAUCCACCCUUUCCUCCCUUACUCCAACCCAGCAGCCACUCCGCACCCCAUCCUCCUCCGAGACCCCCCUUUCCACUACGGAGCGUGUUCUCGCCGAUCCAUCAACCGAAGAUCCGAAGCCGACUGAAUUCGAGAAGAAGCUGCAGAGCACCAUAUCGGAGAUGGAAAGGCUUGUGCUGGAUAACCUAAAGAGGACGCCGAAGCCGCCUGCGAGGAAGGCCAUGCGCACUCUGAUGUCGAUGCGAUGAAUGAAAUAUUUCGUUUCACAGCGAUGGGAUGGACGAGAUGAAGCCAGCAGCAACUCGGCUGCCUCGUGCCCCACCACCGCCACCACCUUCACCUCCUCCUGAGAUCUACUUGGUCUCGGGACACCGGUGCUGCUGAUCCGCUCUUCCUCUGCCAUCUGAGUUUCUGCUUGGGCUUAGGGCUAGGUGAGAGAGAGUCUCGACUAACAACCCCCUUCCUUCGUUUUUGCAUCCACUGGUGGCGCCAUUAGAGGAGGAUUUGGGACUCCAUAGAGCUGUAUAUUCCUCCUUCCUUCGGGGUUCUGAUGCCUGAAAAGGCUCGCUCCAGUAAUUGCAUGUACAACCAUGUGUACAUCCUAAUCUCGUAUUGCAUUUGCAAUAAUCAGGCAUGUUACGGUGAAUUUGUUGA